ACAUCGUAUCUGACAUUGUGCCGUUGCUAUGACUCGGCAUUCUAUCGAUAGGCCAUUACAUUUCUUCGCCCGAUUCCAUCGCUGUCGGUUCGUGAAGUAAAAGUCUCUCGCUCGAUUUUAUCCAAAACCCUAUUUUCAUAAAUUUUAAUCAUGCGUGAAUGUAUCUCCAUCCAUGUUGGCCAGGCUGGCGUCCAGAUGGGCAAUGCCUGCUGGGAGUUGUACUGCUUGGAGCACGGUAUCCAGCCUGAUGGCCAGAUGCCAAGUGACAAGACCAUCGGAGGUGGUGACGACUCCUUCAACACCUUCUUCAGCGAGACUGGUGCCGGCAAACACGUCCCCAGGGCUGUCUUCGUCGAUCUGGAGCCAACUGUAGUCGAUGAAGUCCGAACUGGAACCUACCGCCAGCUCUUCCAUCCCGAGCAGCUCAUCACUGGUAAGGAGGAUGCCGCCAACAACUACGCCCGUGGUCACUACACCGUCGGAAAGGAGCUCGUCGACCUCGUCCUGGACAGACUGCGUAAAUUGGCUGAUCAGUGCACUGGUCUCCAGGGUUUCCUCAUCUUCCAUUCCUUCGGUGGUGGUACCGGAUCCGGAUUCACCUCCCUCCUCAUGGAGCGUCUUUCCGUCGACUACGGCAAGAAGUCCAAGCUGGAGUUUGCCAUCUACCCAGCUCCCCAGAUCUCCACUGCAGUUGUUGAGCCAUACAACUCCAUCCUGACCACCCAUACCACCCUUGAGCACUCUGACUGUGCUUUCAUGGUCGACAACGAGGCCAUCUACGACAUCUGCCGCCGUAACUUGGACAUCGAGCGACCAACCUACACCAACUUGAACAGGCUCAUCGGUCAGAUCGUUAGCUCCAUCACCGCUUCCCUGCGAUUCGAUGGUGCCCUCAACGUCGACAUCACUGAGUUCCAGACCAACUUGGUGCCAUACCCACGUAUCCAUUUCCCUCUGGCCACCUAUGCCCCAGUCAUCUCUGCCGAGAAGGCCUACCAUGAGCAGCUCUCCGUGUCUGAGAUCACCAACGCCUGCUUUGAGCCAGCCAACCAGAUGGUGAAAUGUGACCCUCGUCACGGCAAGUACAUGGCCUGCUGCAUGUUGUACCGUGGUGACGUUGUCCCCAAGGAUGUCAACGCUGCCAUCGCCACAAUCAAGACAAAGAGGACCAUCCAGUUCGUCGACUGGUGUCCAACUGGUUUCAAGGUCGGAAUAAACUACCAGCCACCCACUGUUGUCCCAGGAGGUGACUUGGCCAAGGUGCAGCGUGCGGUCUGCAUGUUGAGCAACACCACUGCCAUCGCCGAGGCCUGGGCUCGUCUUGAUCAUAAGUUCGAUCUGAUGUACGCCAAGCGUGCCUUCGUCCACUGGUACGUCGGAGAGGGAAUGGAAGAGGGCGAGUUCUCCGAGGCCCGUGAGGAUUUGGCUGCUCUUGAGAAAGAUUACGAAGAGGUCGGUGUCGACUCCGCCGAAGCCGAGGGCGAAGAAGAAGGAGAAGAAUAUUAAACAAAAUAUUCAAACCAGGGAGCUGAAACCACGGAGAAUAUCACAAAUUAAAAGACAAACUUUUAUAUAUAAUGGCAACCUUAGUCAAUACUUAACAUUUGAAACUGAAUCUUGACAUUCUUUAAAAAUCUGUAAAAAAGGACGAAAAUGAACAAUUUUUGAAACGCUUUUAUGAUACUCGACAUCAUUUAAGUGAAUAUUCUGCCAUUUACAAUCUGAAGAUUGGUAUUGGUCUGACAUGUUUAUGCCUAUGUCCUUCUGACCUUUCUGAUUUCUUUUAGAUUCUUUUGAAGAGUCUAGUCUUUGUUAUUUGUUACGUGGUGAUUAAAAUAUUCAUGAAAAUGUA
Molecule: messenger RNA, 1852 nt
Organism: Lineus longissimus
Lineage: Eukaryota; Metazoa; Nemertea; Pilidiophora; Heteronemertea; Lineidae
Product: tubulin alpha-1A chain-like
Exons: 3
Coding region: 151-1506 (451 amino acids)
Biological process (GO): mitotic cell cycle; microtubule cytoskeleton organization
Cellular component (GO): cytoplasm; microtubule
Molecular function (GO): structural constituent of cytoskeleton; GTP binding
Source: RefSeq, a predicted model, not a curated record